Messenger RNA from Salvia miltiorrhiza (redroot sage), 1320 nucleotides. RefSeq lists its product as uncharacterized. The record is from RefSeq and is a predicted model, not a curated record. The coding region runs from base 453 to 1100 and encodes 215 amino acids. The transcript is spliced from 7 exons. NCBI's taxonomy places the organism in Eukaryota, Viridiplantae, Streptophyta, Magnoliopsida, Lamiales, Lamiaceae.
UACAUCAUCAUCGGCGACACAGGUUGCUCAAUCCAUCAUCUGCUUCCGUCUUUCCCCAAUUUCAUUAAACCCUAGCUCAAUUUGGAAUUUCAUCUUCGCGCUUCGCAUCUGUAGUUGUGGGGAAAUCGUGUUUGCUUCUGCAGUUCACGGAUAAGAGGUUCCAGCCGGUGCAUGAUCUCGCAAUCGGAGUUGAAUUCGGUGCUCGGAUGGUUACUAUCGACGGCCGCCCGAUUAAGCUUCAGAUUUGGGAUACUGUAUGCUGGUCAAGAGUCAUUCAGAUCGAUCACUAGAUCAUAUUACAGAGGGGCAGCUGGUGCACUUUUGGUUUACGACAUCACCAGAUAAAUUUUCAGAUAUUGAACAACGGUUUAGUAGCUGAAAAACAUCAAUUAGUUGUUUGAUGCGCGCCAGGUGUUCGAUACAAGUUCUAAUUGCAAUCAUCUGAAGCUACUAUGGAGACACAUGGGAGUAUUGCUAAUGAUCUCUAUUCAAAUAUCUUGGAAUCAUCAAGUGUUGAUUUAGAUAGAAGAUCGACUACAAUCCAAGUGAAUGACAAUUUCCAUGAAAGUGAUCCAGCUGACUUGUGGUAUGAUGACGACUCUUGUGAAGAUUAUGUUGAAAAAUCGAGUAAAGCACCUGAUAUGGACAGGGAGUGGCGUAGGAGGCGUGUCCAAUUCCACACGUUAGGCUACCGUGAUGGUGUCAUCGCUGGCAAGGAAGCCGCCUUACAAGAGGGGUUCAAUAUUGGGUUCAAGGAUUCUGUGCUUACUGGAUACAAUUGGGGUCUUGUGAGAGGGAUUAGCAGUGCUAUGGCCUCCUUGCCCGGUACCUUGAAGGAAAAGUUGGUUGAAACAGAGGAAACACUAAACAAAUUCCAACAGUUGCACGAGUCUGUGCAGUGUAUCUCAUCGACAGAAUCUUUAAAGCUGUUCUAUGAAGACCAGAAAAAGAAAUCACUGAAGCAGGAAACAGCUGAACCCAGUUCCACUGAGACCAAUCAAAGCUCGGAUGCAGGUGCUCUUGAGAAUUACCACGUACUGCUUCAGUCGAUUCUCCAUGAAUCUCCUCUGGUUGAAGGGCAUUUGAAAACAAUGCUUUAAUUUUGCUUCUAUAGUAAGCAGUGUUGUAAAAGGCGUCGGUGAGGCGCGGCUCGGCCUGAGGCGUGGACGAAGCGCCCCAAGGCUUAAGCCUUACAUGCAUAAAUUGAGGCUUAAGCCUUUUGAUUGUGAGGCGCAUGCCCAGGGCGCGCCUUAACCCUCGACUGGUGAAAGGCGCGCCUCUGUAUCUUUGGCCAAAUUAAGUUUGUUUUGGGCUUUUUUA